GCCACCAUUCACCCCUCGUCGUCGGCACCAUGGGGCGGCCCCGGUGCGCAGAGUAAUCUGGCGUACUGCUACGUGACAGGGCUGGCGCCGGCUGCGCCGGCUGGCCUGGGGAUGGCUAUGGUGGGCGGCGCCGCGUCGCAGCCCCCCCACAGCACCUGGCCGCCCCUGGCGCACGCACAAGGCUGCCUGGGCCAAGGCAUCGGUCAAGGCAUUGGCCAAGCCAUCAGCCCGCUCAGCCCCUACGGCCCGUACCGCUACUACUCCCUGUACGGCGUGCCCUCCACGGAUGCGGUCCCGGACGUGGCCAGGGACGCCGCCAGGGACCUCGUCCCGGACCGAGUCCCGGACCCCGGGGGCGGCCUCGUUCCCACGGACACGUUCUUCUCCAGCGCCUUCUCCUUCGGGGCGGCCCCGCUGGGGUCCCCGCUGGGCUCGCCGCUCGCGUCCCCCGUGUCGCCGCCCUGCGCCCCUCUGGGGGCGGCCAGCCUGGGGGCGGCCACGCUGAGCCACCUCGGGGCGCCGCCCCCGCCGCCCCCGGUGCCGCCGGUGUACCAGCAGCAGGCGGGCCCCUUCAUCGACAACAGCGGGGGCGGUCUCGGAGUCCUCGGCCCGCUGCGCGCGCUGGGGACCGCAUGGGACCGGACCGCCGCGCUGCCCUCGCCGCUCGCCGUCAACGUCAAGCUGGACAGCGGCGUGGCCAGGGCCACCUCGAGCCCCGCCAGAGGCACGCCGUUGCAGUCGCCGCAGCCGUCGGGGCUGCUGUCCCCGGGCAGUGCGGCCACCGCCUCCAGCGCCUCCAGCGCCUCCAGCGCCUCCAGCGACGCCUGCAGCCGGUCCACGCCGCGCCCGCUGGAGCAGGCCAACCAGGCCGGCCAGGCCGGGCACGCUGAGCGGGCCUGCCAGGUGGCCGAAGUGACGACCAGCGGCGAGCAGGCCGUGUCCUCCACCACCAGCGCGGGUCAGUACCAAGCACCAUCACUCUGA
Molecule: messenger RNA, 984 nt
Organism: Thrips palmi
Lineage: Eukaryota; Metazoa; Arthropoda; Insecta; Thysanoptera; Thripidae
Product: transcription initiation factor TFIID subunit 4-like
Exons: 5
Coding region: 112-984 (290 amino acids)
Source: RefSeq, a predicted model, not a curated record